UAUUCAUCAUAACCGGAAAUUUAACCGGUGAGGCUAUUCCAGUGUUUCACUAGCAGAAUGUGCUCUUCUCUACUGUCCUACUUUUUAAUAAUCCUAGCAGCGUCCCUGAGUCAGGCUCUUAUUCGGGUAAGCUGCUUGGAAUUUAAUUUUUCAUCCUUCCAGAAAGAAGAUGAAAGUUUGCUCAUCUUGAGCCGGAAUUCUUACAUAGUCAAUGGAGCCAUCCAAGUUACUCCGGAUUUUACUGGAGAUCCCAUAGUAAAUUUCUCAGGACGAGCCUUGUAUAAGAAACCCUUUGGGCUUUGGAAAGACAAUGGCACCACCGCUUCCUUUAAUACAACUUUCGUCCUCAAUAUCCAAAAGCGAACGUCUCCUGGCGGUGAAGGCCUGGCCUUCGUAAUAACCACGAAUUCUGGUCUUCCAGAGAACAGCGAAGGAAAAUGGCUCGGGAUUGUAAAUUCGACUUUGAAUGGUUCUUCUCAAGCUAGGGUGGUGGCGGUGGAAUUUGACACAAGGAAGAGCUACGCUGAAGACUUGGAUGGAAAUCAUAUUGGCUUAAACAUAAACAGCAUCGACUCAAUUGAGCAAGUGUCUUUAACCAGCUACGGUGUUAAUAUUUCAGGAGGUGAGGAUUUAAGGGUACAUCUUCAAUAUGACGGUAAAAACUUGACAGUUUUUGUGGGGGACAACAAGACUCUUGUGCUUUCUCGGCCUCUUAAUCUCUCUGCCUAUCUUCCACAGAAGGUUUUUGUUGGAUUCUCUGCUUCAACAAGCAAUGAGACAGAACUAAACUGUGUCAAAUCGUGGGCAUUUUUUGGAACAGAUAUUGGAGGUGGUCGAAAUUUGUUGUGGGUUUGGAUCACGGUUCCGGUAGCGAGUCUGGCUCUGUUAAUCGGGGUUGCCUUUUACUUGUGUUGGAGGAGGGUACCCACGGAGGGGGAUUUGGAGGGUGCACAAGGGAACAUAGAAGAUGAGAUUAAACGUUCCAAUAUGGCUCCAAGGAAGUUUCGAUUGAAAGAAUUGAAACUAGCAACUAGCAAUUUUAGCCCCAAGUACAAGCUUGGGAAAGGUGGGUUCGGAACUGUCUACAAGGGAUCCUGGAAAAGCAAGGACGUAGCUGUCAAAAGAGUAUCGAAGAAGUCACAUCAAGGCAAGCAAGAAUUCAUAGCAGAAGUAACAACAAUUGGCAACCUCAAUCACAAAAACCUUGUGAAGUUAAUCGGAUGGUGCUAUGAAAGUCGCGAACUCCUUCUUGUGUACGAGUACAUGCCAAACGGAAGCCUUGAUAAGUUCAUCUUUUGCGACGACAAGGCAAGCAUGGAGGAAUCAACAUUAAGCUGGGAGCAAAGGCUAAGCAUAAUAAAAGGAGUGGCUCAAGCACUAGAGUAUCUUCACAAUGGUUGUCAGAAGAGAGUGCUUCACCGCGACAUAAAAGCCAGCAACAUAAUGUUGGAUUCAAAGUUCAACGCGAAGCUAGGAGAUUUUGGAUUGGCUAGAACUAUUCAAGAAAAAGAAAAGACACACCACUCCACGAUUGAGAUUGCUGGCACACCUGGUUACAUGGCCCCAGAGACCUUUCUCAUUAGCAGGGCCACGGUUGAAACGGAUGUUUAUUCCUUUGGCGUUCUUGUCCUGGAAGUCGUUUGUGGGAGAAAGCCCGGUAACCAAAGUGAGAAGAAUAACUAUAACAACAGCAUUGUCAAUUGGCUAUGGGAAUUCUACAGGAAGGGAAGGAUCACCGACGCCGCGGAUUCCAGGAUGGAUGGGAACUUUGAUGAAAAAGAAGUAGAGUGUGCGCUCAUUCUGGGAUUGGCCUGUUGCCAUCCAAACCCACACUACAGGCCUUCUAUGAAAACUGUUUUGCAGGUUCUUACAGGGGAAGCGGAUCCCCCAGAGGUACCCCAAGAAAGGCCUUCGUUUGUGUGGCCAGCCAUGCCCCCAUCUUUCAGUGGAAUCGAUAACUCUCUUACAGGAAGCCAACUUACUCCAUUUACGGACCUUACUGGUAGGUAAAAUCCUAAGCUAGCGCAAAUUGCCUAAGGAAGUGAAACAAUGUUAAUUAUUUCCAUCAUUGAUUCAUUGCUUGUUUUUUGUUUUAUCUGUUUAGUCUACUAGUAGAUCAUGUGCUUGUAAAUACCGUAAGAGUGUUAAAAGUCUCUACUAUGUUUUACCCUUUUAGGGUUUCUUUUGGUCAGGCGCUCUUUAGACAUCUGAUCAAGUAUUAAAUAUUGUGCUAAGAGGUGUUUUAUCUUAA
Messenger RNA from Theobroma cacao (cacao), 2251 nucleotides. NCBI's taxonomy places the organism in Eukaryota, Viridiplantae, Streptophyta, Magnoliopsida, Malvales, Malvaceae. The record is from RefSeq and is a predicted model, not a curated record.